Molecule: messenger RNA, 237 nt
Organism: Phanerochaete carnosa HHB-10118-sp
Lineage: Eukaryota; Fungi; Basidiomycota; Agaricomycetes; Polyporales; Phanerochaetaceae
Exons: 1
Source: RefSeq, a predicted model, not a curated record
AUGUUUCGCUGGUUCCGACCGCUGUCCGCUCCGGACGAGAUCUACGCGUCCAGUCUCCAGACGCUCCAUCUGGGCCACGCCCUCUGGUACCCCGAGCCGCACGAGUCGGGCGAGCCGCAGAUCGGCGAUGUGGGAUUCAUGUUUGAGGGGGCGUUCAUCAGGUUGUUCAACCUCGACACGUCUGCUGCCGAGAAGAAAGUCACGUUCUGGGACCCGCCGUACAAGAUCACCGAGCCC